This is a messenger RNA of Knipowitschia caucasica, 459 nucleotides long. NCBI's taxonomy places the organism in Eukaryota, Metazoa, Chordata, Actinopteri, Gobiiformes, Gobiidae. The record is from the annotation of a GenBank genome assembly.
AUGAGGGAGCGGCAGCAGAUGGCCAGCCGCCCCUUCACUCCGGUCGCCGUGGAGCUGAAGGUGGGCGAGGACCAGGAGGAGAUGACUUCUCCUGCGUUUGCUCCCAAAUCCUCAUCUGUCUACCCCGUCACAGUCGCUCUGCUGCUGCCACAAUCCUCCCAUAACUCGUCUUCUGUCCAUAACAGCAGCGCGAUGCCUCGUAAAGCUGAGGAAUCAUCUGCAGCACACCUUCCUCCUCCUCUCCUCCCCGUUGUCCUCCUUCUCCUCCGCCUCUUCCACCUCCCCCUCUUCACACUGGCCUCCUCAGAACCCACCGCUCCGAUCAGAACAGAUCAAUUUCACAUCCGCUGUUUUAAUGAGCCGUAUUUAUUCCCCAUAGUGGGCUUAAUGCACUUUGGGAGGCGGGGGAAGCGAGCACCAGGUUGUUCGGAUGGAAGCAUCGAGGAACACAGCAGAUAA